GGGAGUUGUAGUCGCUCCCGUCCGCCCGCGGUCGGUGUGCGCGUCAUGGCUGCUGGCACCGCGCUAGCGCCCGCGCGCUCUUCCGCUUGGCCCCAGAAAGUUUCGGUUCUGCGCGGCGGUGGACCCAAGACCGCGUGCCACCAUGAAGUCUGACCACUGCUGACCAGCCAGCCUCAGAGCACCAAGUUCCAGCCUUCCUCCAGACCCACACGGUCAGGGAAGGUGGACUCACCAUGGCUUCCACCAGCGCCGAGAGCCAACUCCAGAGAAUCAUCCGCGAUCUGCAAGAUGCAGUGACAGAACUAAGCAAUGAGUUUAAGGAAGCAGGAGAGCCCAUCACAGAUGACAGCACCAGCUUGCACAAGUUUUCUUAUAAACUUGAGUAUCUUCUGCAAUUCGAUCAGAAAGAGAAGGCCAGCCUCCUGGGCAAUAAGAAAGACUACUGGGAUUACUUCUGUGCCUGCCUGGCCAAGGUGAAAGGAGCCAACGAUGGGAUCCGAUUUGUCAAGUCCAUCUCGGAGCUUCGAACAUCUCUGGGGAAAGGAAGAGCCUUUAUUCGCUACUCUUUGGUGCAUCAGCGGUUGGCAGACACCUUACAGCAGUGCUUCAUGAAUACCAAAGUGACCAGCGACUGGUACUAUGCAAGAAGCCCCUUUCUGAAGCCAAAGCUGAGCUCUGACAUCGUGGGCCAACUCUAUGAAUUGACUGAGGUUCAGUUUGACCUGGCAUCGAGAGGCUAUGAUUUGGAUGCUGCCUGGCCAACAUUUGCUAGGAGGACACUGGCUGCCGGCUCUUCUGCUUACCUAUGGAAACCCCCUAGCCGAAGUUCCAGCAUGAGCAGUUUGGUGAGCAGCUACUUGCAGGCUCAGGAGAUGGCCUCCAGCUUUGACCUUAGCAGUCCCCUAAACAACGAGGCCCUGGAGGGCUUUGAUGAGAUGCGGCUAGAGCUGGACCAGCUGGAGAUGCGGGAGAAGCAACUGCAGGAGCGUGUGCAGCAACUGGACAGGGAGAACCAGGAGCUAAGGGCAGCGGUCAGCACGCAGGGAGAGCAGCUACAGGUGGAGAAGGAGAGGGGACACACUGCGGCAGAGGACAACAUCCGCCUCAUGGGCCUGGUAACCGAGCUCCAGAAGCAGUGCGAGGUCACACAGGCUACCCAGAACACUGUGAAGGAGUUGCAGAUGUGCCUACAGGCCCUGGAGCUGGGUGUGGCCAUGAAGGAAGAUGGCCACUCAACUCUGCAGCAGCUGGAGGCCAUGCUGCAGCCCCUGGCACGGGAGCUCGAGGCUGCACGGGAUUCCCUGGGCAAGAAGGACCAGCUUCUAACCAGACUCUCGAACUGGCUGGCCAGGGCUGAGCAGAAGGCAGAUCCAGCACUGGACACGGAGUGGCAGCAAGAACACAUGCCCACUGAUUCGACCCUGAAGAUCAAGGAGCUGGGGGAAAAGCUUCAGGCCCUAGAAAGGGAGAGCACCAAGGUCCAGGAGCUCAACCAGCAGCAGAGUGCCCAGCUGGAGCAGCUGGCCAAGGAGCUUCAACUGAAGGAGGAGGCUGUGGCUGGCCUGGAGCGCCAAGUGAAGGAGAUCGCCCCACUCCAGGAAGAGCUGUCUGGGAAGGGGCAGGAGGUAGCCCUGCUCCAGCAACAGCUGCAAGAGUCACUGGCCCACUUGAGCUCCCUGAAGGACGAGCUGGCAGGGGUAAAACAGGAAGAACAGCGGAGGCGGGAAGAGAAGGAGCUGCUGGAGCAGGAGGCUAGGUCGCAAACCCGGCAGCUACAGCUCCUGGAGACCCAGCUGGCCCAGGUGAAUCAGCGUGUGAGCGACCUGGAGGAGCAGAAGAAGCAGCUCAUCCAGGACAAGGACCACCUCAACCAGAAGGUGGGCACUUUGGAGCGGCUUGCUGAGCAGCCAAGUGCAGAGCAACCUGCGAUCAGUGAGAGGAGUGAGUCCCUGGGCCCCCUGCACAACACCUUGCAACAGCCCUCUGAGAAGCCUGAGGAGGGGCAGCAGUGCCUACUGAAGGGCCAGAUGGACAGCGCUGAGGGACAGCAGGGCACCCAGGAGGAGGAGCUCCAGCAGGCCAACAGGGAGCUGCAGAAAGAGUUGCAGAACAUGGUUGAGCGCAACCAGCUCCUGGAGGGCAAGCUGCAGGCCCUGCAAGCCGAUUACCAGGCCCUGCAGCAGCGGGAGGCAGCCAUCCAGGGCUCCCUGGCCUCUCUAGAGGCUGAGCAGGCCAGCAUCCGGCAGCUGGGUGACCAGAUGGAGGCCAGUCUCCUGGCUGUAAGGAAGGCCAAGGAGACCAUGAAGGCCCAGGUUGCCGAGAAGGAGGCUGCCCUGCAGAGUAAGGAGGGUGAGUGCCAGCAGCUCCGGAAGGAGGCAGAACAGUGCCGGCAGAUGGCAGAGGCCCAGAGCCAGGAGCUCAGAGCUUUAGAGAGCCAGUGCCACCAGCAGACCCAGCUGAUUGAGACCCUCACCACAAAGGAAGGCCAGCAAGGGCUCGGCCCACCCCAAGAUGACGCAGUCCAGCUGGCCAUAUCUCAAGCGCAGCUGGAAAUCCAUCAGGGGGAGGCCCAGCGGCUGCAGGCUAAGGUGGUAGAGCUCCAGGCUAAGCUCCAAGCAGCCCUAGAUGACCAGGACAAGGUGCAGAGCCAGUUGUGUGUGGCUGAGGCAGUUCUGAGGGAGCACAAGACCCUGGUGCAGCAGCUAAAGGAGCAGAAUGAAGCCCUCAACAGGACCCACGUCCAGGAGCUGCUGCAGUGCUCAGAGCGGGAAGGAACGCUGCAGGAAGAGAAGGCUGAUGAAGCCCAGCAGAGAGAGCAGGAGCUGCAGGCCCUGCGGGAGGCACUGACCCAAGCAAAAUGCACCUCUGAGGAAGCCCAACUGGAGCAUGCUGAACUGCAAGAGCAACUGCACCGGGCUAACACCGACACAGCCGAGCUGGGCAUCCAGGUCUGUGCACUGACCGCAGAGAAGGAGCGGGUGGAGGGAGCACUGGCCUGUGCUGCCCAGGAGCUCCGGGACUCCAAAGAGGCAGCUUUGAGGGAGCGAGAGGUCCUGGAGCGCCAAGUGGCCGGGCUGCAGCAGGAGAAGGAGAACUUGCAGGAGAAGCUGAAGGCAGCUGAGGAGGCAGCCCACUCCCUGCCUGGCCUGCAGGCCCAGCUGGCCCAGGCCGAGCAGCAGGCCCAGAGCCUUCGGGAGGCUGCACAGCAGGAGCAUGACACUCUCAAGUUCCAGUUGAGCACUGAGAUCAUGGACUAUCAGAGCAGACUGAAGAGUUCCAGCGAGGAGUGCAAAGGCCUCAGGGCCCAGCUUGAGGAACGAGGUCGGCAGCUGCAGGCCGCCGAGGAGGCUGUGGGCAAGCUGAAGGCCUCCCAAGCAGACAUGGGACAGAAGCUGAGCUGCACCAGCAACCGUCUUUCAGAGUGCCAGGCUGCCAUGCUGAAGAAGGACAAGGAGGGGGCUGCCCUGCGGGAGAACCUGGAAAGGACCCAGAAGGAACUUGAAAAGGCCACAAUAAAAAUCCAAGAGUAUUACAACAAACUCUGCCAGGAGGCGAAAGACCGGGAGAGAAAUGACCAGAAGAUGCUCGCAGACCUGGAUGACCUGAACAGAACCAAGAAGUACCUCGAGGAACGGCUGAUAGAGCUGCUCAGGGACAAGGAUGCUCUCUGGCAGAAGUCAGAUGCCCUGGAAUUCCAGCAGAAGCUCAGUGCUGAGGAGAGGUGGCUUGGGGACACGGAAGCAAACCACUGCCACGACUGCAAGCGAGAGUUCAGCUGGAUGGUGCGGCGGCACCACUGCAGGAUAUGUGGCCGCAUCUUCUGUUACUACUGCUGCAACAACUAUGUCCUGAUCAAGCACAGUGGCAAGAAGGAACGCUGCUGCCGAGCCUGUUUCCGGAAGUUCAGUGAAGGCCCUGGCUCUCCUGAUAGCACCAGCUCAGGCACUAGCCAGGGAGAGCUCAGUCCCAUGUUGUCACCAACCCAAGCUGGGUCCCAGGCCAUAGGAAACCAAGGAAUAAACUCAGACUUCAGGCCACCAGAUGACGCUGUGUUUGACAUCAUCACAGAUGAGGAAUUGUGCCAGAUCCAGGAAUCCGGCUUCUCCUUACCUGAAACACCCACUGAAACUGACUCUUUUGAUCCAAAUGUGGCCGAACAAGACACCACGUCAAACUCCCUAACUCCUGAGGACACUGAGGACAUGCCCGUGGGGCAGGAUGCCGAAAUCUGUUUGCUGAAAUCUGGUGAACUGAUGAUCAAAUUACCACUCACAGUGGAAGAGAUUGCCAACUUUGGGGAGGGUAACAGAGAGCUGUUUGUGAGAUCCAGUACCUACAGCCUGAUCCCCAUCACUGUGACCGAGGCAGGCCUCACCAUCAGUUGGGUCUUCUCCUCUGAUCCCAAGAGCAUCUCCUUCAGCGUGGUCUUCCGAGAGGCAGAGGACACACCACUGGACCAGUGCAAGGUCCUCAUUCCCACGACCAGAUGCAAUUCCCACAAGGAGAACAUCCAGGGCCAGCUGAAGGUCCGCACGCCCGGCAUCUACAUGCUGGUGUUCGACAACACCUUUUCCAGCCCCACAGAAUUUCCAUGCCACGGGGACUGCCUCUGCUCACGUCACUGGACUCUUAAUGCCCAAAGAAGGGGCUCAGGAAAUACAGUGGAGAGGCCAGACAAAUGCGUGAAGGAGAAAGAGAGGAACGGGAGGUUUGUCUCAAAAAAAGUAUUUUACCACUUGGCAGUUGACCGGCCUGUGAUCUAUGAUGGAAGCGAUUUCCCGUAGCAUGAAACACCUGGACGGUAACUUCACUUCAUCCACAGGAAACACUACAUUUCCUCUCCUGCCACAUGAAGCACACACAUACACAUACACCCAAAAAAAGAAAAAAGGAAAAAAAAAAAAGAAAAAGAAAAAAGAAAAAAAAAAUGACUGUGCCCAGGCUCACUGGCUUGCUGCUCUGGAAGAAGCCCUGCACUGCCGCUGCUCAGAAGCUGAGCGUCUCGGGGCACUGUGUACUCUGUGCCAUGCACCUGUCCCUUUUAGCCCCAUGGCUCCUAAGGGCUCAAGUGACAUUUACAUUGAUGACAUUUCCCAGCUGUCCUUACUCCCAAAGGGACAUCCUGCCAAAGGUGUAAACCUCAGGAGACCGCCAGCUUCUCCUAGGUGCGCUGUUGAUUGCAGCCUCCUGUGGAGAGUUUCGUAAGACCCCUGUGGCCCUGAUUCCCACCCCUGGAGACAGAUGUCCUGCUUUGUCCCACCCACACUCAGCCAGGCUUCCUGGUGACCCUAGCCACACCCUGUGAGUCCUCAGGCUCUGAAGCCCUUGAGGACUCCCAGGAAAAGGAGGCCAUGGGGCACCAUGCAAGUUGAAGCACAGGGAUUGGGGGUGCAUCCUGUCACGUGGCAGUCCCUUACUGCCCCAGGGAGUCUGGGGCUGCUCUAGUACUCAGCAACUUGGUAGGGGCCUCUGAGGUGAAUUUCCUCCUGGCCCUCUGUCUGGGUGACCCCAUUCCCAGGCAAAGCCCUCCACUAGCUCAAAACAUCACCCUAAGAAUCAACUGAAGAUAAUCUAGGAUACAAAGCCCAAAUGCUGGCUGAAAUUGACACCGUGUCCAAGGUGCGGAACUAUGCUUUGGCCUUCAGGGCUGGCUGCAGGCACGGCUUACUAAUGAGCAGAACCCAGGCAAGACCACUCUCAAACACUGGGGCCUUCUUAGCAAAAUUCUUUGGUAACUUAAGAACCAAAGUAACAGAGGAAACAGCCAUACAAAGGAAGCAGAGACAUAAAUUAUUCUUGGUCCCUUGUCCCCACCUGCCAGAUUCCCAAUACCCCACUUGUCACUUCCUUCUGUUCAGCCUGCACUGACACCCAGGAAACAUAGCCCCUGGACACAGGGGGUCCUGUUUCCUUUUCCUGGACAAGAGUGAAAUGCUCUUCAUGUUCUCUGUGGCCCUUCUCCCAGCACAGACAGCUCUACUUCGAUGGCCUUUGUGUCCUAUGUGAAGCCAGUCACCUGCAGUCAGGUCCCAGGUACUUCCAUAGGACAUCAGACAAAAUGGCCAAGGGUGAGCGAAGAAACACCAUAAAGGUUGACUGAGGAUCUGAGUAUGGGGCCCAGCCGUUGCUCCAAGUUGGCCUUGGGACCCAAGGCCAGUCAGACCAACUCUCAGAACCCUGGACUAAUUGAUUUGGAGGGACUGAGAAUGGGCAGGGACUCCAGGCCCACCAUGCACCGUGGCUUCAAUCAUCACUAGCAAAAAGGAUGCUCAGGGGCCAUGAGUAAGGGGACAUAGCCUCUGACAUGGACUUGGGCCUUGAAACAGGAGUGGGCACUUGCCAGUGAAGAGGGCAAGAAUGGCCAACAGCAUUUUCAGAGAGCUAGGCCCUUUGUAUUCUGGGUUCUCAGAGCAGCCUGUCUGGCAGAAAGCCACCAGGUACUCUUGUCUCUUCCUCGCCAGGGCCUGACUGCUCAGCACUGAGACAGAAAAUGGCCGGACCCCCGGAGAUGCCCUAGCCUGUGUCCUCACAGGCAUGCCCAUGGCCUGAGAUUACUCAGGAGCAGAUUAUUUUUCCUUUAAACCCAUCUAUCCCUUCACAAAGAAUCAUCCAGUGUCAUCUUAUUCCCGCGACAAAGAAGCUAUCAAGAGCCCCAGUACAGUCUGAGGUCUUAAUUUGAGGUUUGGCUUUCCCAAGAUGCCUUGGAGACUGGCCUGGCUGAUGGCCUUCAACUGGUAUCCACACUACAGUCUGCAACAAAACCACCUUUCAUUGAGUAGCUGAUGUGUUUGGGGCCUAUGAGGGACCUGGGACCGUUCAUCUGAGUUCCAUUCUAAAUAUCUGUCACUUGUCACAGCAGAGGACCAAUUGCACCUUCAAAGACCACCUGGCCCUUGUGAAGCCAACCAGAUUUACUCCUCCCAGAGAGCUGGGUCUGACCUUGGCGCAGCCCCCCUCCAGCAUUGACUGCCCUUGUGUGGGAACUGGCCUUUGCCCUGGACUGAGGUGACCUAGUGCCCCAGCGGCCCUUCCUCUUUGGUUUCAUUAGCAUAUUUAUUUUUGUGCUGAAUGGACCUUGGUAGUACAUUAGUUCACCGUUCAGGCUCCAGUGUGCUGUGCACCGUGUCGCUAGAGAACGUCUUGGCCUAUUUAAGUGUGAUUUUUACAAAUGGCUUUAUUCUUUUAAACAGUUCCCAACUUUACUGAGGUUUGAAGGUUGGGGUAAUUUUUUUUUUUAAUGCAAAUGACAAUUGAUGAAUUACUGCCAGAGAUGGCAGCCCCAGCUAGACUGAGUGACACUAGAAAUCCCUUGGGAUCCCAGAUUCCUUUUUUGUUUGUUUGUUUUAAUAGCAGCCCCUUGGGACAGCUCAGCUCUGGGGAUAAUGAUCAUAUUUAGUAAUGAUACGAGCCGCCUUGUUCACCUACCACUGAAGCCACAAUCACCUUCGCCCAAGAGAGACACCAACUACCAGACACACUCAUCCACCAACAAGGAAGCGUGUUUGCCAUAAAAUGUGCUCCUCCACGUCUGAGUGGACUCUACAGCACAAUGGACUCCAGGUAGACUGGACCAAGAACAGGCAAAGAAAUUUCUUAAGCAAGAAUCUGGAACUGAAAAACGCCAUGGGGUUUGGAAAGUAGAAAUGAAAAACCACAUAAUAAAACUCAAAGGAGAUGGUGCUUCUGAAGAUUUUCAGCUGUCGCCUAAGGUGGUGAAGCCACUCCAGGCCCAGAUAAGAGGAAAUUUCACUUGGAGAUGAAAUUUCAGAGUCUGUUUCAUGUGAUUAGAUGGUGCACUGUGGUCAGGUGGUUUAUGAGUUGCAUUUGUAAAAGUCCACCUGGAUGGUUCUACCUGUGAGAAUUCUUUAGACCAAGAAACCAGCUUGGCUCUGAGGUAUUGGGAAGUAAAGCAGAGAGAAGCCCUUGGUGGUGCUUAGAACCAAGGACUCUCACAGACAAAGACCAUAGAGACAACUCUUCACGUUUACAAAACUAGGUGCCUCUCAGUGGAAGCUUUCUUCAUUUAAUUGCAGUUCUUCCUAGGAAAUGGAAGACUGGAUUCAUUAAUUCCCUUUUCCCUCUUAAGCACUUUUUUAAAAUAAUAAAGUAUAACUUUAAAUUGCAGGAGAAACAUCUCUGAUAGGGGAAAAAAAACAAAGGAAAGCUUUUCUAGAACUUUAUGGAUGAGUGUCAUCUGGAGGUGCUCUGCCUCUGGUGACUGCAGGGUGACACUCAGCCUUCCCUGGAAGGCUUCAAUUGGAAUGCACUUUAAUCAAUGAAUCUUCACUUGAGUGGCCUUAUGGGAUGGCGAGUCAGGAGCCCAUUUCAAUCUUAUCUGCCAAAGAAUUACUCAAAAGCACAUCAAAUACCAAAUCUCACCAACACAGUGGGGGUGAGAAAUUUUUGUAUCCCAAAACAUAUUCCUUUAUAACAUCUGCUACACCAUUUGGAAAUAUUUUUAACCUCAGAAUUUAAAUAAAGUAAACACUAUGACCUUC
This is a messenger RNA of Ictidomys tridecemlineatus (thirteen-lined ground squirrel), 8498 nucleotides long. NCBI's taxonomy places the organism in Eukaryota, Metazoa, Chordata, Mammalia, Rodentia, Sciuridae. The record is from RefSeq and is a predicted model, not a curated record.